AUGGGUCAGGAGACUAUCACUUUGGCCUCUGGCAAGCAGAUGCCGCUGGUCGGCUUCGGUCUGUGGAAGGUCCCCAAGGAUACUUGCGCCGAGACCGUCUACAACGCUAUCAAGACCGGCUACAGGCUGUUCGAUGGCGCCUACGACUACCAGAACGAGAAGGAGGCCGGUGAGGGUAUCCGGAGGGCCAUCAGCGAGGGUCUGGUGAAGCGCGAGGACAUCUUCGUCACCACCAAGCUCUGGAACAACUACCACCGCAAGGACAUUGCCAUCGACAUGAUGCGCAAGCAGAACGAGGUCUGGGGUCUGGGCUACAUCGACCUCUUCCUCAUUCACUUCCCCGUCCCGCUCAAGUACAUUGAGCCCGAGAAGCGCCCCUACCCCGGCUGGUGGAUGGACGAGGCCGGCACCAUUGAGCCCGACAGGGUUCCCGCCCGCGAGACCUGGGAGGCUCUCGAGCAGAUCGUCGACGAGGGCAUUGCGAAGAGCAUCGGCGUCAGCAACUUCUCCGCCCAGCUCAUCCUCGACCUUCUGACCUACAACCGUCACCCUCUCUCGUCUCUGCAGAUCGAGCACCACCCCUACCUGGUUCAGCCUGAGCUCAUCAAGCUCGUCCAGGAGCACAAGAUUGCCGUCACUGCCUACUCCAGCUUCGGUCCCCAGAGCUUCCUGGAGCUGAAGAUGCAGCGUGCUGAGGACGCCCCUCUUCUCUUCGACCACGAUGUCAUCAAGAGCAUCGCCUCCAAGCACAACGUGACCCCCGCCCAGGUUCUGCUCCGCUGGUCCACCCAGCGCGGCAUUGCCGUCAUUCCCAAGUCCAACAGCAAGGACCGUCUCAAGCAGAACCUCGAGGUCAACGGCUUCGACCUGACCAACGACGAGAUUGAGAGCAUCUCUGCCAUCAACAAGAACCUGAGGUUCAACGACCCCGGCUACUACCUCGACAAGCCGCUCAGGAUUUUCGCUUAA
Lasiodiplodia theobromae is the source of this 969-nucleotide messenger RNA. RefSeq names its product Aldo/keto reductase. Gene Ontology annotation, molecular function: aldose reductase (NADPH) activity. The record is from RefSeq and is a predicted model, not a curated record. The transcript has 3 exons. The coding region runs from base 1 to 969 and encodes 322 amino acids. Gene Ontology annotation, cellular component: cytosol. NCBI's taxonomy places the organism in Eukaryota, Fungi, Ascomycota, Dothideomycetes, Botryosphaeriales, Botryosphaeriaceae.